Molecule: messenger RNA, 7725 nt
Organism: Hemicordylus capensis (graceful crag lizard)
Lineage: Eukaryota; Metazoa; Chordata; Lepidosauria; Squamata; Cordylidae
Gene: PRX
Product: periaxin
Exons: 8
Coding region: 530-5968 (1812 amino acids)
Biological process (GO): regulation of RNA splicing
Cellular component (GO): cytoplasm; nucleus
Molecular function (GO): protein binding
Source: RefSeq, a predicted model, not a curated record
GCCGCCCCCUUCCUGCCUGGCGGCGCCUGGGCCCCGCAUCCCAGGCAGCGGCCGCCCAGAUCCGCCGAGCCUUGGCCAGCUGAGCGCACCCGGGACGCUGCCGCGACCAUCUGGGCGGGUAUCCUGCCUCUGGGUCAGGGAUCCAUUUAGCUCUCCUUUCCCUCCUGCUUUGGCUGACUUCCUUGACCAAGCCGUCCUUUCCGGUGGCCGGGACCAGCAUUCCUUCCCGUGGGCACAGUGGGCUGCGGAGGGACGGCCACGAGAAAGCCACGUCUUCAGGUCCAGGACAAGACGCCCAGCGCCAGUAGCGGAGUCCAAAGGGAAUGAGCAGGAGGCACAGCGCCCGGCCCCCGCAAGCGCCCCCCUGCCCCCUGAGGAAGCCGGAGACGUGGGCAGAGCUGCCCAGAAGCAGAAGCUCCAUGCCGAACUGAAGCAGGUUCUGCAGAGGAAGAGUGAAAGCCAGCGCAGCAACGUGGGAAGGCGAGAGGAGGAGGAGGAGGAGGAGCAGCCCCCACUGGUCUCCAGCGCGAUGGAGGCCCAGCUCAGUGCCAUGGAGAAGAUCAUCGAGACAUCUGAGCUGUUGGAGAUCAUUGUGGAGACGGAAGCAGAAGCCGGGGUCAGCGGGAUGAGUGUGGCCGGGGGAGGGAGAGAAGGCCUUUUCGUCAGGGAUGUGCUCCAAGACUCGCCGGCAGCCAGGAGCCUGAGUCUCAAGGAAGGCGACCAGCUCCUCAGCGCCAGAGUGUACUUCGACAACAUCAAGUACGAAGACGCCUUGCAGAUCCUCAAGUGUGCUGAGCCGUACAAGGUCUCCUUCUGCUUGAAACGGACGGUGCCCAGCGCCGACGUCACCCACAAGCCGGGGGCUCCCACCUUCGAAGUGCGGGGACCCAAGGCCAAGAUGGCCAGGCUGAACAUCCAGAGCCUGACAGCCUUGAAGAAGAAGAAGAAGAAGAAGAAGAAGAAGGUGGCGGUGGUGGUGGGUCGGGGCAUGCAAGAAGCAGAGGCACCCGGCAGCAGGAAGCCCGAGCUCGUCCCCGUGGACGUCGAGUUCUCCCUGCCCACCUUCUCCAGGCUGCGCAAGGCCAAGAGUGCUGGGGAGGUGGCCGUGGCUGAGCCCAGCCCGGACCGCUCUCCCCACCUCUCCUCUCUGGAGACCAGGCGGCACAAGCUGAAGUUCCCCCGGCUGAAGGUCAAGGAGGCGGCGGCAGCGGCCACACUGGCUGCCAGGGCGGAGGGCCGGCUGGGAGGGGGCCGAGCAGAGGCCGAGGGGAGGCCGGCCAGGUUCGCCAUCCCCUUCCCCAAAGGAAAGAAGCCCAAAGGAGAAGGGGCCGGGGCCGGGGCCAAACUGCAGGCCGGCUUCCAGGCUCCGCAGGUGGAACUGGGUCUCCCUCUGCCCAAAGGCGGGGAGCCUCCCACAGCAAAAGGCGAAGGCUUCCGGAUCCAGGCCCCUCGGCUUGAGCUGCCCAAGGUGAGCGCCGUGGGGCUGGAGGGUCCCGAAGGAGGCAUCCAAGCUGGGCUGAGGCUCCCCACAGCGGAAGUGGCAGCACCCAAGCUGGAGGUCACCCUGAGCCUCCCCAGACUGGAGGGCGCUGCUCCAGAAGUGGCCCUCGAAGGGGGAGGCUUCAGGGCCCCCAAGUUGGGGGCCUCCACCGAGGAGCCGGAGAGGAAACUGCCCACCUUCAAGCCCCCAGCCCUGGAAGUUGCUCUGGGGCAAGGCAGAGGCGUGGCUGGCGGGCUGGAAGAGCGACCAGGGCUGGCAGCAGCAAUGCCCACUCUGGAGGUGGGGGCCCCUUCGGUGGACCUUGAGCUCCUCCUGCCCAAGGGGAAGGCAGAAGAGGAGCCUCGCAAGCCACGCAUGGAGAUCCCAGAGGUCUCGGUCAAGGUGCCCAGCGUCAGCCUUCCCAGGCUGGGGGCCAGAGCCCCUGAAGAGCUGGAGGCCAAGCUGCCCCAGGUGGAGCUCGGCGUGGGGAAGCCAGAAAGCCCCAAAGCAAAAGCAAAAGGUCCCAAGAUCCAGAUCCCGGGGUUUGGGGUCUCCCUGUUGGAACGCAAAGAGGGCGCUCAAAGGGUGGCAGCUGAGGGCAAGCGGGCUGGGGUGAGCGUGCCAGCCCUGGAUCUGUCGGUCCCCGGCCUCACGGAGGUGGAGCUGGCUGCCCAUGCCCUGGGGGCCAAGGUGGAGGAGGCCGCCGAAGAGGCGAGGCUCAAGCUUCAGCUUCCUCAGGUGUCCCUCCCGAAGCUCGACAUCCUUGCCAAGACGUCCCCACCCCAAAUCCAUGCCAAGUUGCCAAAGCCGGAAGUCGAGGUGGGUGUGGCGGUUGGUGUCCCCAAGCUGGAUCUGGCUUUGCCAGCCGUGAAGGUGCCAGACGUGCAGCUCCCCAAGCCCCACUUGCCCAAGCCAGGACUGGACGUUUCUGUGGAGAAGCCCAAGGUGGAGGUGGCCGUCUCUGUGGCCCGACUGAGCUUCCCCUCCGCAGCUGUGCCAGCCCUCGAAAUCGACGUGCCCAGAGUUGGGGUCGAGGUGGGCUUGCCGAAGGCUGAAGGCGGCAAGCCCUCUUGGGACCACGAGGCCACGCUGAGAAGGCCCACCUUGGAGACCGUCGGCCAAGACUUGGGGGUGGAGAUCAGCGUCCCCACAUGCAGGCUGGGCCAGACUGAACCCGAGCCAAGUGGGGAGGUCUUUGAGGGGCCAGACAUCAGUGAGAUGGUAACCAAAAUCCCCAAGGUGGACCUUGCUUUUGGGAAGGAGCCCCCAGCAUCUGAAGGGGCCCGAGGGGUGGAGGUGGGCUUGGGUCUGAAAGGCAAAGCAUGGCCAAAGGUUGAGCUGGAACUGGAAGGCCCUCCCGGGGGUGCCCAAAUGAAAGUGCCUUCUGUGGAAAUCCCAGCCAUAACACUCCCAGCGGCGGCGGCUGCUGAGAGUGGCAGAUCCCCUGAGGCUAAGCUGAAGGCAUCCAAAUUUGCCCUCCCCAAGUUCAGCAUUUCUGGCCCCAAGGCCUGGAAAGCGAGUGCAGAGGCGUCCGUGCCUGAAAGGGAGGGCCCGGAAGCAGCUGACAGAGGGCUCAAGCUGAAGAUGCCAAAGUUUGGGAUCUCCUUCCCCAAAUCCAAGUGGGGGGCAGAGGCAGAGAGUCCCAAGCUAGCUCUCGGUCUCGAAGGGAAAGUCCCCAAGGAGAGGGCAGCCAUGGGGCCGGAGGCUUCCGACUGGGGGCUGAGGCUCCCCUCUGUCACGCUGCCUGCAGUGGACAUUGUGGGGCCCAGCGGGGCGGUGGAGAUCGGGCUGCUCCCAGGGAAGGCAGAGUUGCGGGACCAAGAAGGCUCAAGGGCUUCCCCAGAGGUUGGCAUUGACCUUCCCGAGAUCAAGCUGAAAGUGCCCCAAGUCUCACUGCCCAAGUGUGGGGACCAAGGCGGGGAGGGUGGCGAGGAGGCCAAGCCCAAAGGAGGGGCCAAGUUCAAGAUGCCCUUGUUCGGCAUGGGGCGCAGAGAGGCGGCGGAGGGGCCGGGUGCAGACGUGGGUGGCAAGAGCAAGCUGGCACCUGGAAGCCCCAAGGAGAAGGCCCCAGGCCCCCCCUCGGCCAGGAUGCCCAAGCUGAAGCCGUCCUCUCCCAAGCCAGAAGCAGAGGCUGGCAGGCUGCACAUCCAGGCCAAAAUCCCCCAGGUGGAACUCCCCAAGAUCGGCCUCAAAGAGGAACCAGCGGAAGAGGGGCUGGCCGUGGGCUCAGGGAGCCCCAGUCUCAGGGCCAAGGUGCCGGAGCUCGAGAUCGCUGUCCCUGGCGCCAGAGCAGAAGGAGAGCUGGCCCUGGGGCUGCCGGUGGUGGACGUGUCGGAGGUGGACCUCGGAGGCUACGAGGGAGAGCUGAAGAUCCCCAGAGUAGAGCUGGACAUUGGCCUCCCCACAGCCAGUGCAGAGGCCUCCAGGCCACACGCAACCAUCAGCACAGACGCCAAGGUCAAGGUGCCAAAGGUGGAGCUCCCAACAUUUGGGAGGGGUGACGAGGAGGGGGCAGAGGUGCAGCUGGUUGAAGGGGGCCGGCUCAGCCGUGGGAGGGAAAGGGAAGUGGCUGAAGGCUCCCUCCUGGACACCAAGAUCAGGGUGCCCAGGGUGGACAUCUCCUUGCCCAAAGCCCGGCUCUUGGAUGCAGAGCGGCCUCUGACUGAGGGAGAAGCUGCCACUGAAGGGACGGAAGAGAAGUUCAAGAUGCCCUCAGUGGGGCUGCCCAAGUUCUCUGCCCCCAAAAUGAGGGCCCCUGAGCUAGAGUUCGACAUGAGCCUGGAAGGGGGCAAGUUGCCCAAGGCCAAGGUCAGUGGGCCUGCAAUCAAGUUGCCCAAAUUUGGGGGCUCCGGCUCGGAUGGGGAAGGGGAGCCCGAGAUGGAUCUGCCGAAGGUCCCACAGCUGGAGCUGAAGGCUCCCCAACUCAGAGGGAGCAGCGAGACGCCAGGCAGCGAAACCGGGGCAAAGGAGGGCAAGCUCAAGAUGCCUUCUGUGCCCAUCAGCCUUGCCCUGAGCAAGGCAGGAGCGGAGGGGGCCACGGGGACAGAGGAGGGCAGGUUCAAGCUGAAAAUCCCCUCCGUGAGCAUCAGCAGAGCAGGCGCUGAGUCGAGCACAGACACCCAGCCUCUCGUCCCCUCUGCUGUGGGGCCAGACUUCUCCUUCAAAAUGCCCCAGAUUGCCUUGCCGGACGUGGGCUUCUCUGUGGACCAAGAAGGAAAGCGGGAGAAGCUGUCCGGUGGGGCAGACCUGGAUGUGGGGGGAGGCCUGGAGGCCAGGCUGAAGAUGCCCAAAGUCAAGAUGCCCAGCCUGGGAGUCUCAGGCCCCAAGGGGGACACAGAGGCUGCCGCUCCCCCUCCAGGCCGCAGAGGCUCCGGCGGGGAGGACUCGGAGGGGAAGGGGGCGGGGGCGGCCUUCCAGGUGCCCGGCCUGGAGCUUGCAGCCCCCAGUCUCCAAGGCCACGCCAAGUAUGAGGUGGAGGGGGCCCAACUCCGCCCCAGCGGCUCCCAGGUGCUGGAGGUGGCGGGCAAGAGAGGCCGGGCUGGCAGCGAUGGCCAGAAGAGCCCAGCAGGCAAGGGGGGCCCCUCGGAUGCCGAUGCCGGGAAGAAGUACCGGGUGAAGAUCCCCAAGUUUGGCCUCGCCCUGCCCAAAGCGGGAGCCGAGGCUGGGGAAGGCGGCUCUGGGCAGGCGGCCGAGGCCAAAGGCAGGCGGCCGAUGAUCUUCCUGCAGAGAUGGCCCAAAGGCAAGGGGGCCGAAGGCUCCUCUGGGCUCCUGGAGGGGGGAGAAGAGGAGGCAGACAGCAAGGGGGUGAUGGCCAAGCUCAAGCUCAGGCCCGGCUUCGGACUCGCCCUCUCCAAGCCGAAAGCGGGGGCCCAGGUCAACGGGGAGCUGGAGGAGGCGGGUGCCUCCAAGCUGAAGAUGCCCAAGCUGGGCUUCUCCAAAGCAGAGGGUGGGGAAAGGGCUGAGGAGGAGCAGGAGGCAUCGGUGCCGAACGGGGCCCAAGACAGCAAGAGCGAGCUGGGCAAGAUCCGGCUGCCCCAGCUGGAGCUCUCUUCCUCCUCCAAGUUGGCCCAAGCAGACCCCCACGCGGGCCCCCCCGGCACCUUUCCAGCCCUCAAGGCUGCCAGGUUCAAGGCCCCCAAGAUCACCUUCUCGGGCCCCAAGAAACGGAACGGGGAGGCGGCUCCUGGUGCCGUGGUCUCUUCCGCCGCCCGGACAGAGAUGGCCUCUCUGGAAACAGGUGACGCCGCUGCCAAGGGGGAGAAGUCGUCUCCCCGAUUCCGAUUCCCCAAGCUGGUGCUGAGCCCCAAAGCUCAGGGGCUCCUGGAAAUCACCUCUGGGAGCGAGGAGGCGGAGGAGGAGGGGCUGAAGCUCAAGCUGCCCAAGGUGGGCUUCUCCGGGGAGCUCAGCUCCGAGGAGCAGGGCCUAGCAGCAGCAGGGGGGCGCCCUGUCAGCAGGGCAGAGGGGGAGGCCGCAGCAGCGGUGGUGUGAGCUGGGGAAGCCCACAGGGCCCCUCUGGCGAGCCUGGCUCUCUGGGCUUGCUCUCUCUGCCUGUGUAAUGUUUAGCACUAACCACAAGGGGGAGACCUCAGCACUUGGGGGGCGCUCUUGAGCAGCGCCCCCCACCUCUGCUAACAACCCCUCUAUGGAGGCCACACUGCACCUCCCCAGCCAGGUGAGACAACGUGCCCGCCUCCCUCCCUCCAGGCCCUCCUGCGUCCCUUCUGUGGGGCACUCCUACCUUUUGCACCCAGCCAGCUGCCCUUCCUCCAGGCUUCUGCUCCUCUUGCGGGGGGCCUCCUUGCUCCUCCUCCGCCUCACGCUGGCUUUAGAACGUCAAGGAGGAAGAAUCACUCCAUUUGCACUGCUCUCUUGCGCUGCUCGCUCUCUCGCCAGUCUGGGUUUGACAUCGGUGAGGAAGGAGAAGAGAGUCACUGCUGCUUCGGUGGGGAGCAUCCCGGAAAGGACUGCCCUUCAGAGAGGGCCAGAAAGCGGAUGAGCGGCUGCACAGUCAGAGAGGCAGGCUGGAGCACGACUGCUGCAGCAGCAGGAGGAGGAGUGGGGCUCCGGCCCCCAGGCCCUGGUGGUGGGUUUCCCAGCUGGGCGCCUGCGUGGAUGCUGGGGUGGGUGGCUUGGGCCCCCUUCCGCUCUAGGCUUGCUUGCCAACUCUCCCUCGUUUCAGGGAUGACGUGUUGGUCCCUAAAGGGACAGCAUUUGUCCCUCAUUGAUUCCAAAGCAUGUCAUUCCAUGGCACAGACGCCAAGGAGACCCAGGCUCCCGAUCACCACUGCAUCAUCCACCCCGCAAACUUGUGUCCCUCCUUCUGGCCAUGAAAUGUGGGCAACCCAGUUCCGCUCUCUCCAGCAAGGCUGCUUCUGGGCUGGCGGAGGACAUGCUCUUGAGGGUGGGGGCUGUGUGGCCUGGGGCUCCAGGGGAGCGGAGACCCUGUUUUCAGGGCCCAAAUACAUGGGGGCGUCUGGGACAGCGGGGCCUGUGGUCUUCUUCAUCUCCCCCCCACCCCGCAAGACAUUUGUCUCUGGUGCAAACAAGGCUUUCCAUCUUCUCUGAGGUGCCUUCCAAGUUCCAAGCCUUCUGCCUGACUCCCUCUUUCCUGCACAGACCCCCCCUUCCCCGGGGGGGGGCAGUCUGUGGAAUCAGGUGAUCCAGGCCAAACUUCAUUUCUGCUGCCUUCAGGGCAGCUCGCAUUCCACUUGAAUUAGAUACCACGGGGUGUGUGUGUGUGUGUGUGUGCCCCUUUUCUGCAAGAGGCUAAUUUGAGACCCCUAAUGGCUUGAUCUUCAACAGGCAUGGAUUGAUGCCAGCCCUUCAAUGGUGAAAUAUCUUUGUGAAGUUCCACAAAUAUGACCAUUUUCUUUUGCUUGGGCGGGGACUGUGGGGUGUGUGUGUGUGUGUGUCAUGGAUCCUGCAAAGGCAUUUACACAUAGGCCAGAAACAAAGGGUCCGAGUGGGGUCUCCAGAGGCUCAUGUGGGGCAGGGGGCCGAAAGAGCUCCUGGUUCUGAGAUGUACAGAAAUCUUUUCUCUAACGUUUAACAACAGAGGCCUGCUGUGAUGGGUUUAACUCUUUUGCUGCUAACUUUUCCAGUAACUGCCUCUUUGCCAGAUUGUAUGUUUAAUAACUUUAAAAAAAAAUAAAGAUGUCACACUGUUCUCUCUGAUACUCUGUACUGCUGCUGCUUCCCCCACCCACUCUAGUUCUGGGUUUGAAUAAAAAGUAAUUAUGGACUAA